GUGGUGAUUGCAACUAUAGCUGCUGUUAUAUUAACCUGUAGGAAGAGUUACAAAGUGAAAGUGCCUUCACACCGUUAUUUGACCAGACCUCCUGGGAUAGCAAGCCUUAUGCGAAUAGGGAGAACAAAUGUUGAAGCUAAUACAUACAAGAUUGAUAAUCAAACAAAUAAAGACAUAAAGACACACCAAACAGGUAGUGACCAUAAUGAUACAAUGGAUGAAGAAUCUAAGACAAGAGGCGGUGAUAAUGAAUUACACGAGGCAGAUGAAGACACAGACAGUGGAGAGUCUUAUCAGAACGUCAAUGUCAUGAGAGAGCUAGAAAUCAUGAAUAAUGAAGAGACAACAUUUAAUCAACAGGAGAACAAUGUGUUCAAAUUCCAAAGCCAAGGAGACAACACUGAAUUUCAAAUUCAAAAUGAAGAGAAUGAGGAUGUUCUUGAACUUCCCGAAUCAAAUGAUGAUAUUAAUCACCAUCAUUCAGGGGAGAUAAAUAUCAAUGAUGAGAUUAAUAAGAAUGAACAGGUUUAUAUGAGGGAUGAAGUUAUGGAUGAAGAGCCACAUGCUAACAAGAUGGAUACUGCUACCAAAACCAGAGAAACAUGUCCACCAGGGAGCGACUGCAAGAAUACAAGGGAUGAAAAGUCUAAAACAAGCGGCCAUGAAAAUGAAGCAUAUGAAACAGGCACAGACUCAGAUAGCUAUCAGGACACCUGUGUCACGAGAGAGGUGGAAACCAUGAAUAAUGAAGAGGCUAUAUCUCUCAAACAGGAGAACAAUGUGCUUAAAUAUCAAAGCCAUCGUGACAAUAGUGAAUUGCAAAAUGAACAGGAAGAGAAUGAUCCUGCAAUUCCAAAUUCAAUUGGUGAUAUUAACAACCAUCAUUCAAAGGCUAAAAUUAAUAUGAAUGAUGAUAUUUAUACAGAUACUGAACUUAUGGAUGCUGAACCGCAUGCUCAUAAUCCUAAGGCUAGGAGAGAUGAGAUGAUUCCAAGAGGACAAAACACUUUUGCUAAC
Messenger RNA from Owenia fusiformis, 1017 nucleotides. NCBI's taxonomy places the organism in Eukaryota, Metazoa, Annelida, Polychaeta, Sabellida, Oweniidae. The record is from the annotation of a GenBank genome assembly.